UUGUAUAUUCUUGAUUCUUCAUCCUUUCAGUAUAACUCCUUCCUACAAGUUUGCAACCCACAAACCAUGUAGGCGUAUAUGCGGUCGCAGUAACUUAAACAUAAAUGUCGUUGUGUAAUUCCUCAACAGGUGGCCACGUACCUGACAGGACCUGACAUUCGUUGAACAAUGGCAUGUAGAAUUUUGACGGCUUCUUAACUCAACUUCAACAAUAUGUCACCCAUGUCGUCUUUUCACCUAUAAUCAUCUCCCCGCAUGGCAUCGGUUUACAAUUUAUUCCACGAUGCCAUCCAUAUGGAAGACAGUAUUGUUGAAAGAUACGAACAGAACAAUGCUGUUGAAAGUAGACGCCAUUUUGCUGCACUGAAGAUACAGAAACACUUCAGAGGAUUCUUAACGCGAAACCGUAUCAAGAGGUUGCACAAAUACGCUAUUUUGAUCCAGAAGACCUUUCGAGGAUGGCUUGCCAGGUACCAUUUGCCUGACAGGCUUCACGAGUACUACGAUCGAUUAUUCUUGGACCACAUCAACAAAAGUGCUGCGAAGAUUCAAGCUACUUGGAAGGGGUACUCUUUCAGGAAGUACGAGGUUUGCAUCAAGGACAUUCGAGAAGAAAGGGCUCUCAGAGAAAAGGCUAACGAAGAGAUGCAGAUGAUGCUGAGGCUUCAGAGGGAGCUUAUGAUGGGCGGGAUUCAAGCAGGAACCAAACCUCAAAACAUCAACUUGUUAGAAAAUAUCAUAGAGGUGUGCAUUGAUCGUCAUCACCUGUUAAGUACCAAACAAAUCAGAGGAGUGUUAUCAGCACCACAACACCAGGAACUUUCUGAGUUGGAAAAGAUAAUAAAGACCAGCACAUGGACGGACUACAUGAGGAAGCUCAGAAAAAUCUACCGCAACUCUGCAAUGGGACAAGAUGAAGAAGACCAACAAAUAGCCUAUCAACAUCCCAAGCUGAGAAGAUACCAGAAACUUAUGAAACAGAGAGAUCCAAACAUGGAGCCUCCGCCUCCACCAUGUUACACAAAACAAAAGAAUGAUUUCUAUCUCUACAGUGGCUUGAUCAAAAGGGAACCGUACCAAAGAAUGCUGACAACGUCUGACAAGUACCGGAAACCUAUAACUGCUGUAGUCAGAAGCACUGAUCGGAGUAAGAAUAUUUGCGAGCAGGAUUUUGAUCUGAAUACUCUGAAAAUGGCCGCAAAGGAAGCUGAGGUUCCGCCGUAUUACAUCGACUUUUGGUUGACGAAAUGUAAAGUUCAUAAUUUGUGAAAUUGUUUAGAUAUGAAUAAAGCAUAGUCGGAUAGAA
This is a messenger RNA of Acanthoscelides obtectus, 1306 nucleotides long. NCBI's taxonomy places the organism in Eukaryota, Metazoa, Arthropoda, Insecta, Coleoptera, Chrysomelidae. The record is from the annotation of a GenBank genome assembly.